Molecule: messenger RNA, 517 nt
Organism: Helianthus annuus (common sunflower)
Lineage: Eukaryota; Viridiplantae; Streptophyta; Magnoliopsida; Asterales; Asteraceae
Product: luminal-binding protein 4
Exons: 3
Coding region: 272-517 (81 amino acids)
Biological process (GO): endoplasmic reticulum unfolded protein response; protein refolding; cellular response to unfolded protein
Cellular component (GO): cytoplasm; endoplasmic reticulum chaperone complex; nucleus
Molecular function (GO): misfolded protein binding; heat shock protein binding; ATP hydrolysis activity
Source: RefSeq, a predicted model, not a curated record
CAGGUUGCCUAUUUGCAAUUUCAAUCGCAAAAGAAGAAGCCAGCAAGUUAGGAACUGUUAUUGGGAUUGAUCUUGGGACUACCUAUUCUUGUGUUGGUGUCUAUAAGAACGUGGGAAUCGUAUCACGCCAUCAUGGGUGGCUUUCACCGAUUCCGAGAGGUUAAUUGGUGAGGCAGCAAAGAAUCAAGCGGCUGUAAACGCCAAACGAACUAUCUUUGAUGUUAAGAGACUUAUAGGGAGAAAGUUUGAGGACAAAGAAGUUCAGAGGGAUAUGAAACUUUUCCCUUACAAGAUUGUGAACAAAGACGGGAAGCCGUAUAUCCAACUUUCACUCAAGGUUGGGGAAACUAAGGUCUUCAGUCUUGAAGAGAUUAGUGCUUUGAUUCUUACCAAAAUGAAGGAGACGGCUGAAGCAUUCCUCGAGAAGAAGAUUAAGGAUGCUGUUGUUACAGUUCCUGCUUACUUCAAUGAUGCCCAAAGGCAGGCUACCAAGGAUGCUGGUGUGAUUGCUGGUUGA